This is a messenger RNA of Belonocnema kinseyi, 14177 nucleotides long. It is a transcript of the gene Dhc1, whose product is annotated as dynein heavy chain 5, axonemal. Gene Ontology annotation, molecular function: dynein intermediate chain binding; ATP binding; minus-end-directed microtubule motor activity. Bases 1 to 14007 code for a protein of 4668 amino acids. The transcript has 31 exons. Lineage: Eukaryota; Metazoa; Arthropoda; Insecta; Hymenoptera; Cynipidae. The record is from RefSeq and is a predicted model, not a curated record. Gene Ontology annotation, biological process: microtubule-based movement. Gene Ontology annotation, cellular component: dynein complex.
AUGUUUGUUCAAGGACCACAGGUCCAUGACAGAUCGGAUAAUUCCGAAGAUGUUAGUGAUGAGGAAUGUUCUGGUGAUAUUCUCCAGAAAAGACGAGAAGAAUGCGAGAGGAAAGCUCGAAGAGGGGAAAUGGACCCCCGUCUCGAAUUUGCAUUCCAGUUGUUAGUGGAUGCAACAGGACUUCCUCGUCAUGAAGUCAUGGAUCAUGUUUUUGAAGGAGAUAUGCUGGAUGAAAUUAAUCAAUUAUUUCUACCACAUAUGAAGGCAACCCUCAUGUGGUUUUAUCAGGAAGUCGAUGAACCGGAAGUUCCCCGAAUUACAGAAAUUGUGCCAGCCAAAGCGACUUCCUCCAGACCUCCAGGAAACACAGCAGCACCAAAAGUAAAAGAAAUUAAGGAGCCCAAAGACCCUCCAAAAAGAAAAUUAUUCCUAACUGAUGGGUGGCAAGUUCCCUGUACAGGAAUCUGCGUUUAUAUGUUUCGGAUUAAUGUGGCGAAACAACUACCUGAAGAAGGUUUCCAGAAAGAUUUAUAUACAGGUGUGAUAGAUACUAGAAAAGUGGGAGUGAUAGCAUCUAUUCAAAGAAUUGUUGAAUUUGUAUUUAUGGAUGCUCUUGCCCAUCCUGGGGGUGAGGAUGAAGAUAAUUGCCCCAUGAUUAAAAGUCUUUUGCUUCCUGGACUUCGAUCUUUUUGUAGUGCUCUCAAAGUUUGUGAGGAAGUAGCCCUGGAAGGUAGCAUCUUCGAUGAUGGAGAAUCGAUGAUGGAUGAAGUUCACAAUUUCGAGGAAGCAAAGACCUUCGUUGCAAAUACUCAAGCUGCAUCCCAGGUGGAAGAACGAGUAAGAACCUGGACCAAAAAACUGAAAGAUUUCAUGCUCGAGAGUAAACAGGUCAGAAGAGAAAACGACAGUUCAGGUCCUCAACAGGAACUGGAGUAUUGGAAGAAGAGAGGUGCCCAAUUUAGUCAACUUGUCGACAGAUUACAGGAACACGAAGUUAAAAUGUCCCUCUUGUGCCUCCAAGUGAUGAGGUCAAAGAUCAUAAAAGAUUGGGUCGACGCUGAAGACGAGGUCACUUAUUGUUUUAAUGAAGCCAAGGACAAUGCAAAAUUCAUCCAAGCUUUGGAAAAAUGCUGCCAUUGUUUGUAUCUCGAUGAUCCUGUGAAAAUGAGAGACUCUUUAGUAUCUCUUCUGCAAACUGUAAGGUUGAUUUACAGUGUCUCUAGAUAUUACAACACUUCAGAAAGAACGAGUUCUUUGAUGGUUAAAAUCACUAACCAAAUGAUUGCAGCUUGCAGGGAUUAUGUGACUGAAAGAGGACGAGAAAAUGUUUGGGGUCAGGAUCGCAAUGUUGCGAGACAAAGAUUGAAACAUUGCUUAAGAUUAAAUAAAGCUUACAGGGAAACGUAUAGAUUAGUGCGUUGUUCUCCAGCAAUUACAGAACAAGAAUUUGCCUUUUCUGAAACCCAAGUUUUUGGAAGAUUCGAUUCAUUCUGUGCCAGGGUCAGAAAGAUCCUGACCAUGUUUGACCUCAUCGAAGAUUACCAGGGAUUGUUUAAAAGAAGAAUGGAGGGAUUGCUACUAGGAGAAGCCUUGGAUGAAGCAAUGAAGACAUUUGAAGAAACGAAGAAAGUUGCUACUAGCAAAUCCUAUGACUACUUAGAUCCCAGGAAUCUUGAAUUCGACAAAGACUAUGAUGUAUUCAUGACCGAAACUGAUGCUCUAAAGAAAGAUAUUGGAGAAAUUAUUGAAAAAAACUAUGCUGAUGUUUGGGAAACACCACAAGGAAUUCGUUUCUUGACACGUUUUGAAAACGUUAGUGAGAAAAUCCCAUUAACAAAGCUUGAUGAGAAGUAUACUUUAGUGGUUCGUUAUUGCGAAAAAGAAGUUGAAAGGAUAUUAAGAUUGUUCAAGAGACAAAGAGAUGAUCCUCCUUUGCCAAGACACUUACCACCUAUUGCCGGAAGACUAACCUGGGCUAAUUCUCUCAAAGUUCAUAUGGAUGAUCUAGCCAACUCUGUAUCAAACCAUCCAGUCUUAAAAACUUUACCAAUAACCGCAGACCUAAUUCGAAGAUACAAUCAUAUUACAUCUAUUUUAUCACAGUACCAAGCUGACAUUGCUGAAGUUUGGACUCAUCAGAAUUCAUGGGUUAUUGAAGAAUGUUUAAAAAUACCGCUGUUAGCAAUUGACAAAGACUCUGGUAAAGUCAAGGUCAACUUAGAAGGUCGUAUCCUCCUCCUUCUCAGAGAAUCUGAUUGUCUAGCAAAGCUGAAAUUUGCACUACCAAUUGUAGCUUUAACAAUCUUAGCAAAAAGGGAUCACUUCACGUUAAUCAAUGAUUCUCUUCAAUUGCUGAUAGAAGAAUUUGUAGCAACUUCAAAAAGAGUCAAGCUGGAAGUAAGGCCCCUCUUGCUACCACAUCUUGUCCGUAUCGCUUCUUUACUAGGUCCUGGAAUGGUCUCUCUAACAUGGACAAAUACCGAGUGGAAGACAUUUUGUGAAAAUACUAGAGAGCAAAUUAAGACUUUUGAUGUUCUCAUCACUCGGGUCCAUGAUGUCUAUACAAACAGAAUUCUGCAAGUUCUAACAAGCAUGCAAAAAAUCACUCUGCAUGCUUUACCUGAGGAUCAACCAUGGAGUGUAGAAUAUUUUAUAGAAAAAAUAGAUGAAACUUGCAGAGCAGCUGCUGAAGAUUUGAACCGAAAGAGCAUGAUGGUGGAAGAAGCUGUUGAGGAAGUAUUGGAGCUGGUUAAGAAUGCAGCUACUGCUUUCAAGGCCACCCUUGACUCGGGUCAGUUUGACUUUCUAACUCAAGAAGGCAGCAGUGAAACGUCACAGCAACAGCAAGAUUGGUCAAUUGUUUGGGCCUGCUUUGAUAAUCCACAUCAAUUAUUAUCAACUCCUGGAGGUGGGUUAUCCAAGGGGUUGCAAGAAAUGGUAAGAAAUGCAGUUACUGAAAUGAGGAGAUACUAUUCAAGAAAAAUCGCUGACGUUUUAAUCAGAGUGACAAGAACCUCUCUCGAUAGUAUUAGAAAGCGAUUCGUUAUUGAAAUAGGCUCAGAAAAACCACUUCGUCCAGUGUUUUUACUUCAUGCAACUCUAAUGAUACCAACAGUGAUUGUAAGACCAAGUUUAGAUGAGGUUCAAGAAGCCCUGACAUCAAUAGGAAAAACUAUAGCUGGAGUAGCUAAAGGAGUAUCACAGUGGAAUACAGGCACAACUAGAAAUGGUGAAAAGCACUACUGGCGUAGUCUGCCUUGGGCGCCCAAAAAGAACUUAGUUGACAUAGUCACAAAAGCCCAAGUGGAUGCAGAAAAGCGGAUUCAAGAGAAUCCUGAAGACCCAAAAGCCAGGAGAAAAAGACUCUACAAAAUAUCCUCUGAGGAAAAACCAGCAUUUCCAGUUCAACAAAUAAAUUUUCAUGGUCUGGUUAUGGAGAACAAGGAAAUUGUGAAAAUGCUAGGACUCCUAAGCUCUUGUACCCUAGAAUUACGUCAAGACCUUGCUGAUUUUAUGGAGCGAUGGAAACCCUAUAAGUUCCUAUGGAAAAAUGAAAAAAGUAUCCGAGAAUUGUUGCAGACUUCCUUGACUGAUUUUGAAACGAUGUUAAGGAAACAUGGAGAACUAGAGGAUAAAUUGGCUACUGAACCGGACCUGGUGAUUUUAGGAUCUUCUAUAGCAAUAUCGACAGAGAAAUUAAAGUAUGGUUUAUACACAGAGAUCAAAGGAUCAACCCAUAAGAUCGGCCAGGCAAUAAAGAAGAAAUACCGAAGGGAAAUGGAGUACGUCUAUGCAGUAAUUAAUGAAAUGGAAAGGAAAUUAGAUCGACAAAUCCGAGAUCUUGAUGAUGUGCGAUUGAUAAUGGACACCUUGAAGAAAAUCCGAGAACAGGAAGUGGACAUGGAACUAAAGAUUGAACCUAUCGAAGAGGCUUUCAAUAUAGUAACGAGAUACGAUGUACCAGUUGAUCGAGAAUGUCUCGAACAGGUUGAUAAUCUCAGAUACACCUGGCAACAACUCCAGGCACGUUCUCUAGAUAGUCACGUCCUCUUGUUGACUCUACAGCCUCAAUUCGAAGAAGAACUCAGAAACAAUUUAGAAAAGUUCAGAAUUGAUAAUGAGGCUUAUUGUGAAGAGUACAGAUACUCAGGUCCGAUGCAAGCUGGUCUAACUCCUAGAGAAGCAUCAGACAGGCAAAUUCUCUUCCAAAAUAGGUUUGAUGGAAUGUGGAGGAAGUUGCAGACAUACCAAAGUGGAGAAGAACUUUUUGGAUUGCCAACAACAGAUUAUCCUGAGUUAUCUCAAAUUAGGAAGGAGCUUAAUCUUUUGCAAAAGUUGUACAAGUUGUAUAAUGAUGUUAUUGAUAGAGUUAGUAGUUACUAUGAUAUUCCAUGGGGCGAGGUUAACAUCGAAGAAAUAAACAACGAAUUGAUGGAGUUUCAAAAUCGAUGUCGAAAACUUCCAAAGGGUUUAAAAGAAUGGCCAGCAUUUUUUGCCUUGAAAAAGACCAUUGACGACUUUAAUGACAUGUGUCCUUUGCUUGAAUUGAUGGCAAAUAAGGCUAUGAAACCUCGUCACUGGCAGAGAAUAGUUGAAGUCACUGGUCACACUUUUGACCUAGAGAGUGAGGGAUUUUGUCUCAAAAACAUCUUAGAAGCUCCGUUGCUAAAGUACAAGGAAGACAUAGAAGAUAUUUGUAUAUCGGCCAUGAAAGAAAAGGACAUCGAAGCAAAAUUGAGACAAGUGGUUAACGAGUGGUCUUCUCAUGAGUUGACAUUUAUGACCUUUAACAAUAGAGGAGAACUGUUACUCAGAGGAGACACGACAGCUGAGACUAUAGGUCAAUUGGAGGAUAGUUUGAUGAUUUUAGGCUCACUCAUGUCUAAUCGUUAUAAUGCACCAUUCAGGAAACAGAUUCAACACUGGCUUGGAGAUUUGUCGAACACAAAUGAAAUUUUGGAAAGGUGGCUUCUAGUUCAGAACAUGUGGGUUUAUCUAGAAGCUGUCUUUGUCGGAGGUGAUAUCGCCAAGCAGUUACCUAAGGAGGCCAAAAGAUUCAGCAAAAUUGAUAAAAGUUGGCAGAAAAUUAUGCAGAGGGCACAUGAGACACCAGGUGUUGUCCCUUGUUGUGUUGGAGAUGACUUGUUGAAACAGCUUCUUCCCCAUUUGCAAGAACAAUUAGAACUUUGUCAAAAAUCUCUUAGUGGAUAUCUCGAAAAGAAGCGAAUGAUGUUUCCAAGAUUCUUCUUUGUCAGUGAUCCAGCCUUACUUGAAAUUCUAGGCCAAGCUUCGGACUCCCACACGAUUCAGAACCACCUGCUCUCAAUUUUUGAUAAUACUCGGUUUGUCAAGUUUCAUGAUAUCGAGUACAACAAGAUGAUGGCUAUCAUUUCUUCCGAAGGAGAAACCAUAGUUCUUGAAAGAGCUGUCAGAGCUGAAGGAUCAGUCGAAACUUGGUUGAUGCAACUCUUACAGACUUCUCAGCAAUCGCUACACUCGAUUAUUCGCCAAGCCAAUACUAUGAUAAAUGAUCAGAAUUUUAAUCUUCUUGUAUUUCUGGAUAAGAUGCCUGCUCAAGUAGGCAUUUUAGGGAUACAAAUGAUAUGGACCAGAGAUUCAGAGUUGGCCUUAAUGCAAGCAAGAGCAGAUAAAAAGAUAAUGGGAGAAACGAAUAACAGAUUUUUAGAACUGCUGAAUACUCUGAUUGACCAGACCACUAGAGAUCUGACCAAAAUUGAUAGGAUCAAGUUCGAAACUCUGAUUACGAUUCAUGUUCAUCAGCGUGACAUUUUUGAUAUACUGUGUCGAAUAAAUGUCCGUUCAGUUAAUGACUUCGAGUGGUUGAAGCAGUGUAGAUUCUAUUUUAAAGAGGACCUUGACAAGACUGCUAUAUUUAUCACUGAUGUUCAAUUCAUCUAUCAAAAUGAGUACCUUGGAUGUACUGAACGACUUGUUAUCACACCACUAACAGACAGAUGUUAUAUAACUCUGGCACAAGCUUUGUCGAUGUCGAUGGGAGGCUCUCCUUGUGGACCAGCAGGAACAGGAAAAACAGAAACAGUUAAAGACAUGGGAAAGACCUUAGCUAAGUAUGUUGUGGUCUUCAAUUGCUCUGACCAGAUGGAUUACAGAGGACUUGGGCGUAUUUAUAAAGGACUAGCCCAAAGUGGAUCUUGGGGUUGCUUUGACGAAUUUAACAGAAUAGAGCUACCAGUUCUUUCGGUGGCCGCUCAACAAGUAGCUGUUGUUCUCGCCGCAAAGAAAGAGAAGAAGAAACAGUUUUGGUUUACUGAUGGCGAUCUAAUUGACAUGUGUCCUGAAUUGGGUAUAUUUAUCACUAUGAACCCAGGAUAUGCUGGAAGAAAAGAGUUACCAGAAAAUUUGAAGAUACAGUUCCGAACAGUGGCUAUGAUGGUACCUGAUAGGCAAAUCAUCAUCAGAGUGAAGCUUGCUAGUUGUGGUUUUUUGGAAAACAUCACCCUUGCUCGAAAAUUCUACACACUUUAUAAGUUAUGUGAAGAGCAAUUAACAAAACAGGUCCAUUAUGAUUUUGGAUUGAGGAACAUACUUUCAGUUCUCAGGACUCUAGGGGCUUCAAAAAGAAUUAACUCGAAAGAUUCUGAGAGUACAAUAGUGAUGCGUGUCCUGAGGGAUAUGAAUCUUUCCAAACUUAUUGAUGAAGACGAGCCACUCUUUAUAUCAUUGGUAGCUGAUCUUUUCCCUAACCAGGCGCUUGAAAAGACAGCCUAUCCCGAAUUGGAAACAGCGAUUGAUCAUCAAGUUCAAGAAGCUGGUCUUAUUUACCACCCACCUUGGGUUCUGAAAUUAAUUCAAUUGUACGAGACACAGAGGGUCAGACAUGGAAUUAUGACUUUGGGACCAACUGGAGCUGGAAAAACAACUUGCAUUCACAUACUUAUGAAGGCGUUGACAGAAUGUGGGGAUGCUCAUAGAGAAAUGAGAAUGAAUCCAAAAAGUAUAACAGCCUCUCAAAUGUUUGGAAGACUCGAUGUGGCAACCAAUGACUGGACGGAUGGAAUAUUUUCAGCCUUGUGGAGGAAAACUUUAAAACUGAAACCUGGAGAACAUGUUUGGUUGGUAUUGGAUGGACCAGUUGAUAGUAUCUGGAUCGAGAACUUGAAUUCCGUUUUGGAUGAUAACAAGACCUUAACUUUGGCUAAUGGAGAUAGAUUAUCAAUGGCUGCAACCUGUAAAAUUAUAUUUGAGCCUCAUAAUAUUGACAAUGCUAGUCCUGCAACUGUAUCUCGAAAUGGAAUGGUAUACAUGAGUUCUUCAGGUUUAGACUGGAGUCCAGUUGUUACAGCUUGGCUCAAAAGACGAACACCUAUGGAACAAGAAGUCUUUGAAAAGUCUUUUGAGGAAUCUUUUAUUCAGGUAUACACUUGGAUAACUCAAAACUCGGUCCUGGCAGUCCAAGUCUUGAAAACCAACAUGGUAAGACAGAUGCUAUGUCUUUUAGAAGGGUUAGUACCACCUGAAGUUGAAAUGGAAGAAGAGGAAGAUGAGGAUGAAGUAGAAAAAUAUAAACCACAGCCAAUGACUCCAGAACACUUGGAACGUUUUUACGUUUUUGCAUUAGUUUGGGGUAUUGGAGCCCUUCUAGAGAACGCUGACAGGCUAAAGUUUGAUGAAUUCUUAAGAAGUAAUUUUGAAUCUUUAGACCUACCAAGAUCAGAGAGGUACCCUAAAGCUACAGUAUUUGACUUCUUAGUCAAUGAUAAGGGGACGUGGGAUACCUGGAACAGUUUGGUGACGAAUUAUGCUUAUCCAGAUUAUGCGACACCAGAUUACAGCAGCAUACUGGUUCCAAUACCGGAUAAUGUGAGAAUUCAAUAUUUGAUUGACCUAAUUGGUCGUCAGGAUAGAGCAGUUUUGCUAACUGGUGAACAGGGUUCAGCUAAGACAGUAAUGUUGAAGGCCUACAUGAAAAAAUCGAACCCAGAAACUACAUUAGGUCGGUCUUUUAAUUUCAGCUCUGCUACAACACCUCAUCAAUUCCAGAAGACUAUUGAAAGCUAUGUUGAGAAACGAAUGGGUAACACAUUCGGUCCUCCUGGUGGUAAGAAGAUGUUGGUUUUUAUCGAUGACAUAAACUUACCACAGAUAAAUGAAUGGGGGGAUCAAGUUACGAAUGAAAUUGUUAGGCAAACUAUGGACAUGAAGGGUUUCUAUUCUUUAGAGAAACCAGGUGAUUUUAUAAGCAUAGUUGACGUAACAUUUUUGGGGGCAAUGGGUCAACCAGGUGGUGGCAGGAAUGAUAUACCAUCAAGGUUAAAAAGGCAGUUUUGCAUCUUCAAUUGUACUUUGCCCAAUGAUACCUCGAUAGAUAGAAUUUUCAGUGUCCUGGGUGAAGGUCAUUAUAAUUCUAAAAGAGGAUUUUCCUCAGAAGUGAGAAGUUUGGUCAAGAAGUUGAUACCACUGACGAGAGUUUUAUGGCAAAGAACUAGGGCGACAUUGCUGCCAACUCCUGCAAAGUUUCAUUACGUUUUCAGCUUGAGAGAUUUGUCAAGAAUCUGGCAAGGAAUGGUUGGGACAUUAUCGACUGUUAUUGAAAAAGAGAGCAUCUUGAUGUUGCUUUGGAAACACGAGUGCACAAGAGUUUUCAGUGAUAGGUUCACUUUACUAUCAGAUAAGAAUUGGUUUGAUAAAGAAUUAGCUCAAGUUGUUAAUGACAAUUUAGGAGAAUCGUAUAUUGGUAUGAUUGGUUCGAAUCCUGCUUUUGUAGACUUUAUGAGAGAUGCUCCAGAACCAACAGGAGAGGAGGGAGAAGAUGCAGACAUGGAACUCCCGAAAGUCUAUGAACCAGUUUAUGAUCACCAGGUGCUAAGAGACCGACUAGAUAUGUUUCUUUCCCAAUUCAAUGAAAUGCAAAGAGGAUCAGGCAUGGAUCUCGUAUUCUUCCCAGACGCUAUGCUCCAUCUAGUAAAAAUUUCAAGAGUAAUUCGACAUCCAAGAGGAAAUGUGAUGUUAGUAGGUGUUGGAGGAUCUGGAAAACAGAGCUUAACGAAGCUUUCUUCAUUUAUUGCUGGUUACAAGACAUUCCAAAUUACCCUAACGAGGUCAUACAACGUCGCCAAUUUUCUGGAAGAUCUGAAGUUCCUUUACAGAACUUGCGGAGGACAAGGCAAGGGAACAACUUUUAUCUUUACAGAUUUGGACAUCAAAGAGGAAGGGUUCUUGGAAUACUUAAACAAUAUCUUGAGUUCUGGUGUUAUUAGCAACCUCUUCACUAGAGACGAACAAGCUGAGAUUAUUUCUGAACUCACACCAUCGUUGAAGCGCGAAAAUCCCAAAAGGACUCUAAAUAACGAAAUCGUGAUGGAGCACUUCUUGCAGAGAACUUGCCAGAAUCUCCACGUUGUAUUUUGUUUUUCCCCAGUGGGAGAGAAAUUUAGAAACAGGGCUCAAAGAUUCCCAGCGCUUAUUUCCGGUUGCACUAUAGACUGGUUUCAACCAUGGCCUCGUGAUGCUCUAAUUUUGGUGGCACAACAUUUCCUUCAUGAUUUUGAAAUAGCCUGUACGACUGAUGUCAAAGCACAACUGGUUAAUGCGCUUGGGUCAAUACAAGAUGUUGUUGCUAAAACUUCAGCUGACUAUUUCCAAAGAUUUCGAAGAGCUACACAUGUAACUCCUAAGUCCUACUUGAAUUUUAUUGGAGGAUACAAAAACAUCUAUCAUAUGAAGCAGCACGAGUUAGGAGAAGGAGCCAAAAGAAUGGACAUUGGAUUAGCAAAGCUGGAAGAAGCUUCCAUAUCGGUUGAAUUAUUAAAAAGAGAUUUGGCUGUCAUGGAACAGGAACUUGUACAAGCCUCGGAAAAAGCAGAGUCUGUUUUGUUGGAAGUCACUGAAAGAGCAACGCACGCUGAAAUUUUCAAGAACCAAGUACAGAAGGUGAAGGAAAAGGCUGAGCAGCUUGUGGCUUGUAUAGCAGAUGAGAAAGCCAUAGCUGAACAGAAAUUAGAAGCUGCUAAACCAGCCUUGGAGGAAGCUGAAGCUGCUCUGAACACUAUUAAGCCAGCUCACAUAGCAACAGUUCGAAAACUAGGUAGACCUCCUCAUCUCAUUAUGCGAAUCAUGGAUUGCGUCCUAAUCCUAUUCCAAAGGAAAAUUGGAUCAGUUGUGCCCGAUCCCACAGCAUUUUGUCCAAAGCCAUCUUGGGCGGAAUCCUUAAAAAUGAUGGCCAGUGCAACUUUUCUGCUCCAACUACAAAACUAUCCAAAAGAUAUAAUUAAUAACGAAAUGGUUGAGCUUCUUCAGCCUUAUUUCAAAAUGGAAGAUUAUAACAUGGAAAUGGCAAGGCGCGUUUGUGGUGACGUGGCCGGUUUGCUUUCGUGGACAAAAGCCAUGGCAUUUUUCCAUUCAGUGAACAAGGAAGUUCUUCCUUUAAAAGCAAACCUAACACUUCAAGAAGCUAGAUUGACGAUUGCUAUGGAUGAUUUAGCAGGUGCCGAAAGAGAGUUGUCGGAAAGAGAAAUGGCUUUACAGGCUGUUAAGCAACAGUAUGAUUCAGCAGUGUCGGAAAAACAAAGGUUAACAGAAGCAGCAAACGUUUGUCUUCGAAAAAUGACGGCAGCAACUGCCUUGAUAAACGGAUUGGGUGGUGAGAAAAGAAGAUGGACUGAACAGAGCAAGGAAUUUAAGGUUCAGUUAGGCCGACUAGUGGGAGAUGUUCUUUUAGCAACUGGUUUUCUAUCAUACUGCGGGCCUUAUAAUCAACAGUACAGAGCUGGAUUAGUAACAUCAUGGAUGGAAAUACUGACCACAAGGACGAUCCCCUUCACUUUGGACUUGAACAUAACAAACAUGCUGGUAGACUCAGCCACUGUUUCCGAGUGGACCCUCCAAGGUUUACCAAAUGAUGAGUUAUCGGUUCAAAAUGCUCUCAUAGUAACCAAAUCAUCAUCUUAUCCCUUGCUGGUUGAUCCUCAAAAUCAAGGCAAGAUGUGGGUAAAGAAUAAAGAGGCUGCUAACGAACUGCAAAUCACUUCACUUAAUCACAAAUACUUCCGAACUCACUUGGAAGAUAGCUUGUCUUUAGGAAGACCUCUUCUAAUAGAAGAUGUUGCCGAAGAACUAGAUCCUGUAAUUGACAACGUUCUUGAAAAGAACUUUAUCAAAUCUGGAUCCAUCGAAAAGGUCAUAGUUGGCGAUAAGGAAUGCGAUGUUAUGCCUGGAUUUAUGCUCUACAUCACUACGAAGCUUCCAAAUCCAGCUUAUAGUCCAGAAAUAUCUGCUAAGACUUCCAUAAUUGAUUUCACUGUAACCAUGCAAGGACUAGAGGAUCAGCUGCUAGGACGGGUGAUACUGAUGGAAAAGUCUGAUUUAGAAGCAGAAAGAGUUGCUCUUUUCGAAUCAGUGAUGACUAAUCAAAGAUCCAUGAAGGAACUCGAAAGUACUUUGCUCCACAGGCUGACUUCAUCGGAGGGCUCUCUAGUUGAUGACGAAGCAUUGAUAAAUGUUUUACAAGAAACUAAAACCACAGCUGAAUCUGUUAACGAAAAGCUACAAGUUUCUGCUUUGACUGAGAAGAAAAUCACAGUCGCCAGAGAAGAGUUCAGAGCAGUCGCUGCUCGAGGAUCGAUUCUCUAUUUUCUGAUUGUGGAGAUGAGCAAUGUUAAUGCCAUGUAUCAGAACUCCUUGAAGCAGUUCCUCACCAUUUUUGACAAUUCGAUAACAAAGUCCACAAAAAGUUCAAUAACUAGUGAACGAAUAGAUAUCAUACUCCGUCAUCUAACCUAUGAAGUUUGGGCUUUCACCUUAAGGAGUCUUUACGAAAGACACAAGUCCCUCUUUACUCUCAUGCUUGCGAUGAAAAUAGACUGUCAUCGUGAUAUCAUAUCUCAUUCAGAAUUCAUGGCCUUCAUCAAAGGUGGGGCUUCUCUGGACCUGAAUGCAGUAACACCAAAACCCUUUAGGUGGAUCCUGGAUAUCACAUGGUUGAAUCUGGUAGAAAUAAGCAAACUAGAAGUAUUUUCUGAAGUUCUUACCAAGAUUGAGUUCAACGAAAAGGAGUGGCGAAACUGGUACGAGAAGGAAAGACCAGAAGAGGAGGAUCUUCCUUGUGGAUAUCAGAAAAGCUUAGAUGUAUUCCGAAAACUUUUAUUGAUCAGAUCAUGGAGUCCGGAUAGAACUCUUUCUCAGGCUAAGAAAUAUGUUAUAGAAUCUUUAGGCAAGGAAUAUGGUGAGGCGAAAAUUCUGGACUUGGAGGCCACAUGGCUUGAAUCUGAACCACGAACUCCUCUUAUAUGCAUCUUAUCAAUCGGGUCGGAUCCAAGUCCUCAGAUCACUGUUUUGGCGAAGCAGAGGGCAGUCCUUUUGAGGUCGGUGUCAAUGGGCCAGGGACAAGAAUACCACGCGAGAAGGAUGAUCAACGAUGCGAUGAACGAAGGUGGUUGGGUCCUCUUGCAAAAUAUCCAUUUAUCUCUUCCCUUCUGUACUGAAGCGAUGGAUGCUCUCGUUGAAACUGACACUAUUCACGAAUCCUUUAGGCUCUGGAUGACUACUGAAGUUCAUCCUCAAUUUCCAAUUGGAUUAUUACAGAUGGCUAUAAAAUUUACCAACGAGCCACCGCAGGGUAUCAGGGCCAGUUUAAAGAGAACUUAUCAAGGUGUUACUCAGGAUACACUGGACUAUAGUACCCAACCUCAGUGGCCUCCUCUUCUUUAUGCAGUUGCAUUUUUGCAUACAGUUGUGCAAGAGAGAAGAAAGUUUGGCCCACUUGGCUGGAACGUACCUUACGAAUUUAAUCAAGCAGAUUUUGCUGCUUCUGUCCAGUUUAUCCAGAAUCAUUUGGAUGACAUGGAUCCUAAGAAGGGCGUUUCUUGGCCUACUGUGUGCUAUAUGCUGGGAGAAGUACAAUACGGAGGAAGAGUCACAGACGACUUUGAUAAACGUCUCCUAACAACCUUCACCCACGUCUGGUUUUGCGAUGUACUCCUUCGUCCAGGUUUUGAGUUCUACAGAGGCUACAAAGUCCCCCAAACUCGAAAUCUCCAGGGCUACGUGGAUUACAUAAAUAAUCUCGCAGGCAAUGAUACGCCAGAGGUUUUUGGAUUGCACCCAAAUGCUGAUAUAACUUACCAGAUAAAUACAGCGAAGGGAAUCUUGGAUACAAUUCUGAGUGUCCAGCCCAAAGAAGGUGGAUCUCAAGGUGGCGAAACUAGAGAAAGUAUUGUUUACAGAUUAGCUGAUGAUAUGUUGGCUAAAUUGCCCAAACAAUACAACUCCUUUGAAGUCAAAGAGGCUCUUCAAAGGAUGGGACCUUUGCUGCCCAUGAAUAUCUUCCUACGCCAGGAAAUAGACAGAGUGAUGAAAGUGAUCAAAGAGGUUCAAACGACCUUGACAAAUCUGAGAUUAGCGAUUGAUGGUACAAUAGUGAUGAGUCAGAAUUUACGAACGUCUUUAGAUGCGAUGUACGAUGCCAGAAUUCCUGACAAGUGGUCGAAAAUUUCUUGGGAAUCAGCAACCUUAGGUUUUUGGUACACGGAGUUGUUGGAAAGGGAUUGGCAAUUUAGACAAUGGUGUAAUAAUGGAAGACCAACUGCUUUUUGGAUGACAGGAUUUUUCAAUCCUCAAGGAUUUUUAACAGCGAUGCGUCAGGAAGUAACGAGAGCACACAAAGGCUGGGCAUUGGAUUCCGUAGUCCUUCAAAAUCUGAUAACACGAUAUAACAAAGAAGAAAUAAAAGAACAUCCACAGGAAGGCGUUUACGUUCACGGAUUAUUUCUCGAGGGCGCUUCUUUGGACCGAAAAGGUGGAAAACUGGUCGAAAGUAAACCGAAAGUACUUUACGAGCAGAUGCCCGUAAUUUACAUUUAUGCGAUUAACACCACCGCUGGCAAAGAUCCGAAAUUAUACGAAUGUCCAAUUUAUAGAAAACCACAAAGGACAGACCAAAAAUACGUGGGAUCGAUUGAUUUCGAAACGGAUCAUAAUCCGAGACAUUGGACGCUCAGAGGCGUUGCUUUGCUAUGUGAUAUAAAAUAAAGUCUUUGAGUAGAUAAAAUAACAGUCUUUACAAAUGACUCUUUUAUUUUGAUAUUUGAAAAUUAUAUCAAUAAGGAACAGUACGUUCAAGGCCUCGUGUUACCCAGGCUUCUCACAUUUACAUCAAUUUUUCGGCUCUUAAAUUUUUAUCAGUAUAACUGGGGAAGAUU